Messenger RNA from Phytophthora infestans T30-4, 1190 nucleotides. RefSeq lists its product as uncharacterized. The transcript has 2 exons. Gene Ontology annotation, molecular function: protein binding. The record is from RefSeq and is a predicted model, not a curated record. NCBI's taxonomy places the organism in Eukaryota, Oomycota, Peronosporomycetes, Peronosporales, Peronosporaceae. Bases 68 to 1114 code for a protein of 348 amino acids.
CUUUACUGUUAACGCAGCCAACCUCACUUGCCAUUCCGACCUGCAGACCGUGCCGCACUCAGACAACAUGGGCGAGAGCUUGACUGUCAGACUCUUCGUGCGCACGCAGACGUACGACAUCCCAUGUGACCCGCGGCAGCCGGCCAAGUGGCUGCUGAUGCAGGCCAAAAACAUCCAACGCUCCAGCCAGAAGCACACACCGCCCGAGGACGAGCUGGAGGUGCUAUUUAACCGCACAACCCGCCGGGUGAUCGACUUGGAGGACUCAAUCGGCCGUGGUAUCUCUGCCAUGGACGUAAUUGAUGCUCGUACACUGCUACAGACACCUGACACGUCAUACAACAGCGCCAUGUUCCCAUGGCUACGCUCGUAUCCGGGCGGCUUGCUCUCAUCCGACAAGAUCGACUCGUCCAACGGCUUGUUCUUCCAGCAGCUUUACGCCUUCACACUGAUUGGCAAACGUACACCAGUUAGUGCGUCACAACGCAAGCAGAAACAGGAUCAGGAUGCCUUCUUGUCGCUGCUACAUACGUACGUCAUGGGCAAUUACGACCAGGACAACCGAUCACAACCGCACCCGACAGGUGUCCGACGAGUAACCGUGCCGGCGUCGCCAGCGUACCCUCCAGAGCAUGAUCCGAAUGGCUUCUCAGACUCAGGAUCAGACAGCAGCUUGGAGGACACACCGUCGUACUCUACGCGCAGAAGUGAGAACGUUUGGCCUCAACGUAUCCCCGCUCCUUCGAGUCCUGCGCACCAAGUGCCGACAAUUCCGUCUCCGUCGGUUCCUCGUCCACAGAACGCACUGGAUGGGAUGGAGAAUGUAUUUGAUAUCGUGUUCAAGCAACAGGCGAUCGGUAUGAAGCUCGGCGCUGACGAGACGAAGCAGUUCGCGAUUGUCAAGGAAUGCUUUGAAGGGUCCGAGGCCAAGAGAUACCCAGAGAUUCGAAGUGGUGUUGUUAUCCUGGCCGUAAAUGGACAGGAGGUGAGCGGACUUGGGUUGUCCCGUGUCUUGUACCGACUGAGAGAAGCUCCGCGUCCUGUAGUAGUUCGCUUCGGUCGCAUGUCAACUCGUCAGUUGCUGGAGCGACGCAAGGCUCAUGGCCGGUGGUAAAUUCUAGUCAAAGCAGCUAGUAAGGCAUCGACGAACGUAAACUUCGGCUAUUAAGAUUGGAUACGGUGCGAUUCAU